Neoarius graeffei (lesser salmon catfish) is the source of this 2233-nucleotide messenger RNA. Its product is annotated as CD276 antigen-like. The transcript has 5 exons. Gene Ontology annotation, biological process: negative regulation of T cell proliferation; cellular response to lipopolysaccharide; cell surface receptor signaling pathway. Bases 114 to 923 code for a protein of 269 amino acids. Gene Ontology annotation, cellular component: external side of plasma membrane. The record is from RefSeq and is a predicted model, not a curated record. Lineage: Eukaryota; Metazoa; Chordata; Actinopteri; Siluriformes; Ariidae.
AAGUGUGUACCCUGUUGCCCCCCUCCCCCCUCUGACUCAGGCCGGGUCGGACCGGGUGUGUUUCCGGGGUUCCGAACUCAGCUGAAGCUCCAGCAGCGCGUCUGAAGCAGGAGAUGAGGAAUCCCACCGAGGCUCCAUCAUGGAUGUGCUGUGUUCAUUUCCUCUUCCUGCUCGCUCGAGUGUCCUGUCACACUGAGUUUGAGAUCUCGGUACCCACUCGUGUGCAGACGGCUGUGUACGCCGAGUCGGUGGUUCUGUCCUGCACGUUCCCAGUGAGCGGCUCGUGGGACGCAGGCAGCAGCGUGAUCACGUGGCAGCGAAAACUGGAGGUGGUCCAUAGUUUCUACAAUGGCCAAGAUCAGCCUCAGUUCCAGAGCCAGAGAUACGCCAACCGCACCAGCCUGUUCCACCAGGAGCUGAAGAAGGGGAACGCAUCACUCAGGCUGGACCGUAACAUUGUGGAGGAUGCGGGGGAGUACACCUGCUCCAUCAGCACUCAGCUGGGCAGCCAGAGGAAGAGCUUCAGCCUCAAAGUAGCAGCGUUCUACCCUGAGCCUCGUGUGCACAUCUCACUGCUGAACGGUGGCCAUGUGGAGGUGCUGGUGACCUCAGAGGGUGGGUACCCCUCCCCCUCGCUGCAGUGGCUGAUGGGAAAUGUGAGCGACAUCACCAACGACACACACACGCAGCUGAGGCAGGACCAACACACACAUCUGUACAGCGUGAAGAGUAAACUGAACCUGAGCGGCACCAUCAACUCCUCCAUCACCUUCAUCAUGAAGAACCCAGAUCUGGGCCAGGAGAUCAGGAGGAACAUCGACCUCUUCUCAGAAACAGGAGGAGAUGAUGAAGACAAACAGAAAAUCACUGCAUACUUCCUUCUUGGACUGGCCACUGGAAUGGUUAGAGGUGAGCCGGAGUAGAGAGAUGGUGAACACCACAAGGACGUGCGAGCGGUGGAACCAGGAGACGGGAACCAUGUGACGUCUCUUCAAAAGAGCAGAGUCUCUUGAAGAUUGGAACAAGCCGAGGACAGCAGGACCAUAUCUUUGCCACCCAGACAUCAGCGAACAUGGAGCAGAAAGUGAUACAAGAUGGAUCUCAACCUGCCAAGGAGGAUUACGAAGGACGGAGACGGAAAAAGGUGAAAAAUCUGAGACAGGAAACUGGACAAACCGGGAUGCAGAUGCUGCUGCGGACGGAAAAGAGAAGAACGUGUCCGAUGGAAUAAUGGAGUCUACAGAUCAUCUUUACAGUCAUGCAUCGCCUGUUAUGACAGAAAGGCAUGGCCACAGUGGUUCCUAUGACCGGGCUAAAUGACUGGAGCGUGAAUGUAUCGUCUGCUUUGAUGUUUGUUUUCAGGACAUUUGAAGGCUGGACUGAUGCGUGGGCGUUUUAAUGGCUUUAACUUGUGUAUUUCCACCUUGAUGAAGAAAACGAUGGGGUCCCUGAUGGGACGGUGUGUGCUGAUAAUACAACCACCUGCGAAGGAAGAAAAAGUAAAGUUUGGAUUGAAGCAGAUUUGAAAAAAGGGAUUGAGGAAGAAGAGGAAGAGGAGGAAGACCACCUUUAAGAAUAAAAGCAAAUCUUUACUCAUGUUUUAAACAUUAUUACUUUACCUACUGAUAAUCUUAUCUUUAAGCCACUGAUGUUGAUUUACUUUUUUGGCUAAAUGUUUUAUUCUUUGUUUAAUUCCUAGUGUAUUACAAAUAAGCAAAUAUGGUACAGAAAACACGGAACUGGAUGUUUGGUGUCACCCAGAUGAGGAAUGGGUUUCCUUAUGAGCCGGGGUCCUCACAAGGUUUCUUUCCGAAACAAAGAAUGAAGUGAAACAGGGAAGUUUUUCCUUGCCACCGUCGCCGCUGGCUUGCUCAUAAGGGACGAGAUCUAAAGACCUGGACCAGAACUGAUGAUGAUAUAAUUAUGUCGUUUGAGGACGAACCCUUUUUAUCAUUGUAUUACGUACUGGCUUGAAGUUUUUAUAGAAAUAGCUUAAUGUGAAAUCUAAUUUAAAUUGGAGACCAGGCGCCGAACGCUGCUGGACGCUUGCUUUAAAUUCUCAGUAAGAUGGGGCUUUUACUCUCUAAUUGGGCUAAAUUGAGGGGUUUUCGACCAUCUCUGGUCUCCAAGCUUCUGAUGCUAUAUGAUUAUAUGAUGCUAUGCUUAUGGUUUACUUCUAACAUGAUCAAGUUUAUUCUUGUAUAAUCAUGAAAUAAAAUCAAUGUAACCCUUG